Jatropha curcas is the source of this 1288-nucleotide messenger RNA. RefSeq names its product LOB domain-containing protein 40 (gene LBD40). NCBI's taxonomy places the organism in Eukaryota, Viridiplantae, Streptophyta, Magnoliopsida, Malpighiales, Euphorbiaceae. Gene Ontology annotation, biological process: regulation of gene expression. The record is from RefSeq and is a predicted model, not a curated record.
CAGUACCCUCUAAAACCCACGGCCACCUUCCCUUUUCUUCUUCUUCUGCCUCUUACUUAAAUACCCAUUUCUCUCUUCUCUUCCUUUCUCCCCCAAAACCACAACUACAAUUUCUCCCCUUUCAAAACCACCAUCAUUCUCCUUUUUCUUGUUAAAAAAUGCGGAUGAGUUGUAAUGGAUGUCGAGUUCUACGCAAGGGUUGCAGUGAAAAUUGCAGUAUCAGACCUUGUUUGCAAUGGAUCAAGAGCCCCGAGUCGCAAGCUAAUGCGACUGUCUUUCUCGCCAAGUUUUAUGGCCGUGCUGGAUUAAUGAAUCUUAUUAACGCUGGCCCUGAACAUCUUCGUCCUGCGAUUUUCAGGUCUUUGCUUUAUGAGGCUUGUGGAAGGAUAGUGAAUCCGAUUUAUGGGUCGGUCGGAUUGUUAUGGUCUGGAAGUUGGCAUCUUUGUCAAGCUGCUGUUGAAGCCGUUUUAAAAGGAACGCCGAUUACUCCGAUCAACUCUGAAGCUGCUGCGAAUGGCCAUGGGCCGCCUUUGAAGGCUUAUGAUAUACGUCAUGUUUCUAAAGACGAGAACUCUGCUGCUUCUAACGAUCUUAACCGAGUCAAGACUCGUAACCGGGUUAGGCGAGUUGUGAAGUCGAAAGGCAGUAACAAUAAUAAUAAGCCGAUCGUUGAGCCAUCAGCUAGGGAUGAGUUGACUCGGUCGACGAGUCACGAAUCAUCGGUGAGUCACCAAUCGGAGUUGGCAAUGGUGGAGGGAGAAAGCAAAGAAACGGAGAGUAUGGUUUCCGUUGAAACAGCUGAGGCGUCGAUGCUGUUACGAGCCGAGCCGGAGUCGGUUAUAAAGGCUACAGAAAGAGCGGUCCACAGCCACGAUCACGCAAGUACUGAAAUAGCUGGACUUGGACUUGAGUUGACUCUUGGGCUUAAGCCCGUUUCACGUGCAAGUCACGUGGUAGUUCCGGUGAAGAAAAGGAAAGUUGAGUCUUAUGGCUAUGGAUCAUCGGAUGAUGAUACGUGUAAGAUUGAGCUGGGACUUGAUCGUCCAACUCGUCAUUAAAACAUAUAAAAAGAAGACAGACGGAAACAGGAAACUGUAACUUAUGUAAGAAAGUCCAGUUUUGACGGCUCGGAUCGGCUCGGCUCUUUGUUUAGAAGAGAAAGUGUCCAGUUUUCGAAUUUUUUUACCUUUUUUUUUUUUUUUGAUCCUCCAUGGUAAAAAUGAAUAGAGGUGUAUAAAUAUGGUUUUACAUGAAUAGAAAUGGUAAAUCGAUCAGUUUUUAACUUUCA